CUGCCGGGGAGGCGCGGAGUCGCGGGAAACCCGGCCUGACGCUGGCGCCGCUGCCCUGCGGGGACCCGCCGCGGCGCCCCUCUCUCCCCGACCCUCCUCCCUGUGACCCCCACCCGAGAGAAGUCAGGUCGUUUGGAAUGACAAAAGAAGUGUGGCUCAGAAAUGUUUUCAUUGUGCCGGGUGGUAAAAGGUGUCUCACCCGGGGCGGCGGGCCCGGGAGGGACAUGGGCCGGAGGGGGAGGCCCGCGGCCACCCGGCGUGCAGCAGCCCCGGGGACACCCGGACCCUCCGGAGCCCUCCCCACCCCCACCGUCGCCUCCGGCCGCUCGGGACGGCGGGGACGCUCUCGGGUGGCCCCGCCCGCCCCCGCGCGCGUCUCCAGUCCUCUCCGCCCCGCCUGGCUCGCUGCGAGCUUUGCCCAUUUCCCAGGACCCGGCAGAGGAGGCCGCAUUGAGGGCACGCCGGCCCCCUCCUGCCUUCUGGUCCUGGCACUCCUGGUCACCCUCAGUGCAGGCGACGCAGCUGCAGCCCAGAGGAGACACUUGGACAUCUCUACUUCAGAAAACUGAGAGCCACUGUCAAAAUAGACACCUGCAAACUCUCCACCACAGAGCAGAAUUCCCAUUGUGCGGAUGGAAACAGCCAGAUUUCUGAGGGUUAAGUGAUGUGUACAGGUCUGGGACGUCUCUUUCGGCACUCAGCCCUGUGUCUUGGCAGCGGCGGGAUUUGAAGAUGGCAGCGAGGGUCUUGUGGGGAGGCCUCGGACUGCUCCGCCUGGGGUGGUGUCUCCUUCCGCAGACAGGCUACGUGCAUCCGGAUGAGUUCUUCCAGUCCCCUGAGGUCAUGGCAGAGGACAUCCUGGGCGUAGAGGCCGCACGACCAUGGGAAUUUGACCCCAGCAGCUCCUGCCGCACAGUGGUCUUCCCACUGCUGACCUCUGGCUCUGCCUUCUGGCUGCUCAGGCUCUGGGAGAAGUGGGGGCCAUGGCCCGGCCCUGUGAGUGGUUAUGUACUGCUGGUGGGGCCCCGACUCCUCCUCACUGCCCUCUCCUUUGCCCUGGACAUGGCUGUGUACCAUCUGGCCCCUCUGUGGGGAGCAGAUCGCUGGAACGCCCUGGUCCUGCUGUCUGGUUCCUAUGUCACCCUGGUCUUCUACACAAGGACUUUCUCCAAUGCCAUCGAGGGGCUGCUCUUUGCAUGGUUGCUGGUACUAGUAUCCCACCGUGUACUCUGGAGCCCCAGAACCCAGAGGGCCGCUCUGGGCCCACAGUGGCACAGCUGGCUUCUCGGGGGCAUCGUGGCUGCUGGCUUCUUCAACCGGCCCACGUUUCUGGCCUUUGCUCUGGUCCCCCUUUUACUCUGGGGUGUUUGUGGAGCUACAAACCCUGGCUUCAAGUCACUGACCCAGGAAGCUGUGGUGCUGCUCCCAGGGGCGACCCUCACGGCAGCAGUUUUUGUGGCUGUGGACAGCUGGUAUUUCUCCAGCCCCUCCAGGCCCAGUUUCCUGGUCCUAACACCUGCCAACUUCUUGCACUACAACCUGGAUCCUCAAAACCUGGCGAGGCACGGCACACACAUGCGGCUCACUCACCUGGUGGUCAAUGGCUUCCUGCUCUUCGGGGUGCUGCAUGCCCAGGCCCUGCAGGCUGCAUGGCAGCAGCUGCAAGCCUGCCUCCAGGCCUUUGCACAGAAGGGCAUCCUGAAGGCGCUGGGCGCCAGGGGUCUGCUGUCCAACCCCAGGAUUCAGCUCCUGCUCCUCUACUUCAUGCCUCUGGCCCUGCUGUCUGCCUUUAGCCACCAGGAGGCUAGGUUCCUGAUCCCCCUCCUCGUCCCCCUGGUCCUGCUCUGCAGUCUGCAGACCGAGCGUGUGCCCUGCAAAGGUGUGCUGGUCCUUUUCAAUGCCCUAGGUGCCCUCUUCUUUGGCUGCCUGCACCAGGGUGGCCUAGUGCCUGGCCUGGAGCACCUGAAGCACGUAGUUCAUACACCUGCACUUCCAAGCAUACCCACCCACUACACACUCCUCUUCACCCACACCUACAUGCCUCCUCGGCACCUCCUAUACCUCCAUGGGCUGAGGUCGCCUGUGGAAGUGGUGGACAUGGGUGGCACUGAGGACCAGGUCUUGUGCCAAGCCCUGAACAACUUCACCAGCCAACCAGCUUGCCAGGUGGCUGGGGGGCCAUGGCUCUGCCGUCUCUUUGUGGUGACUCCUGGCACCACCAGGCCUGCCAUGGAGAAGUGCAGGUUCCCCCUCAAGAACGAGACACUUGUGUUUCCCCACUUGACUAUGGAGGACCCACCCACCCUGACCUCCUUACUGAGUAGGGCUUGGAGGGACCAUCUCAGCCUUCACAUCCUGGAGCUGGGAGAGAAGCCUGCCAAUACAAAAGAAAAGGCAUCAUCCAACACUCAGCGGUAGGUGGAGGCGCCCCUCCAGGGAGGGGGAGGAGGGCUGCCCCAUCCAGGCACAGGAAGUGCACAGCCUCUGGCUGCUGUGUUCUUCUGGAUGAGCUGCCACGCUUCCCCCUCAGAGACCAAAGAGCAGACUAGUCACUCAAGGUUCCCAGAGCCCCUAUUUCUUCUAGCCACUGUGAUGUUCUAAAUAUGUACUGGCAUCUGAUGGUGGAGACAGCUUCUGCUGAUGCCAUUCCUGAGUGACCUCUCCCAACCCAUCCAAGGAAGCCUUACCUCUUUGCUGUCAUGACAACCCUUUAGCAUCCUAGGUACUGACAAGCUGUAGAGCAAGCAGAUAGCUCAAGUUCACAGAUGUGAAUCCUACUCCCUUGCUGGACUCACUGGCAUGGGAUCUUGAAGAAGGCCCUGAUAAAGGUCAGUUUCCCAGUGUGUAUGUGGAUCAGGGGGUCACAGAGCCAUCUGCCACCUAUCGAGGCCAUUCCUGGGUCUGCAGCACAUCCCCUGGGGAGGUGUCUUUUCUAAAGCCUUUUAAGCACAGGAGUGGGUAUGCUGGUGUGUUUAAUGGCCCCUUGGUGCCUGCUGUAUUCUUUUAUUUGAUGUUGUUAUUACCAAACAAGUCAUUCUGGAACUUUU
Messenger RNA from Condylura cristata (star-nosed mole), 3047 nucleotides. It is a transcript of the gene PIGZ, whose product is annotated as phosphatidylinositol glycan anchor biosynthesis, class Z. Bases 733 to 2418 code for a protein of 561 amino acids. Gene Ontology annotation, molecular function: alpha-1,2-mannosyltransferase activity. The transcript is spliced from 4 exons. Gene Ontology annotation, biological process: GPI anchor biosynthetic process. NCBI's taxonomy places the organism in Eukaryota, Metazoa, Chordata, Mammalia, Eulipotyphla, Talpidae. Gene Ontology annotation, cellular component: endoplasmic reticulum membrane. The record is from RefSeq and is a predicted model, not a curated record.